CAGCCUUCAGUGAGUAGCGCUGAACGUAGGUUCGUGUUUUGUCCAGCGUCGGGAGACGAAGUCGACUCGCAGAUCCGGUCCCACCAGACAUGGCCGACCAGCUAACGGAAGAGCAGAUAGCUGAAUUCAAGGAGGCCUUCUCCUUGUUUGACAAGGAUGGCGACGGCACCAUCACGACCAAGGAGCUGGGCACAGUCAUGAGGUCACUGGGCCAGAACCCCACAGAGGCCGAGCUGCAGGACAUGAUCAACGAGGUGGAUGCAGACGGAAACGGGACCAUCGACUUUCCUGAGUUCCUGACCAUGAUGGCCAGGAAGAUGAAGGACACCGAUAGUGAGGAGGAGAUUCGUGAGGCCUUCCGUGUUUUUGACAAGGACGGGAACGGCUACAUCAGCGCGGCUGAGCUUCGCCACGUCAUGACCAACCUGGGAGAGAAGCUGACGGACGAGGAAGUGGACGAGAUGAUCAGGGAAGCGGACAUCGACGGGGACGGGCAGGUCAAUUACGAAGAGUUUGUACAAAUGAUGACGGCAAAAUGAAGCCCUCCUGGUUCUUCCUCAUCCCUUUAGAAGAAAGAAAAAGAAAAAAAAAAAAAACGUUUUACUAAUCUCUUGCAAAGAUAUUCAUUUACUCAUCCUGUUUCUGUAUAGACACCACCUGAAUGUUCGAAGUCCUUCUGUCAGAAAAGCUGAACAUGUGCAUGGAUAGUGGUUUCGUCCCUCAAGCUCAGACUCGCACCCAGCCUGACAGGAACACACCUGUACCACUGCUGACCCAACAGGAAGUGCUGAAGCACCGUGUGGCUCCAUCCGCUUGCCGCAGUGUCUGGGCUGGCCGUUCCCCCCCCCCCCCCCUCCCCCCUCCUCCUGCAUGCAGCUUAAGGAUGGCGCUUUUCCGGCGGAUCGCGAUGUUCUGGCGGCGCCGUGCCGCCCUGCCCCACCGACGGGCCAGAGCGGGGUGCUCAGACUGGGGAAACGGGCUGCCGUUGCCUCCCAAUGGGACCGGGACCAGGAGGCGUGAUGAAUCUGGUCGUUUACAAACCACGUUCGGUGAUGCCGGGCUUGUGGGAUUGGUUUCCUUGCGGCAGGUGGCACUAGGGUGGAAGGAAGGGGCAUCAGGUGGCCUCUGAGUCAGAGGAAGAGCAUUCUCCUUUCGAGGAAACCUCAGCCGUUUAACAGGAGCGUCUGUGUUCAUGGGUAUCGGCACAAGCUGUCCGUCUGAUUUUCAGUUUACAUCCAUUCCAAGUUGUACAUGCUGGUCUUUUGAUUUUAUUUUUUUUCCAAUAAAAGUCCAUGACCUCA
Brienomyrus brachyistius is the source of this 1301-nucleotide messenger RNA. It is a transcript of the gene calm1a, whose product is annotated as calmodulin 1a. Gene Ontology annotation, molecular function: calcium ion binding. The transcript is spliced from 6 exons. Lineage: Eukaryota; Metazoa; Chordata; Actinopteri; Osteoglossiformes; Mormyridae. The coding region runs from base 90 to 539 and encodes 149 amino acids. The record is from RefSeq and is a predicted model, not a curated record.